Messenger RNA from Pseudophryne corroboree (corroboree frog), 2577 nucleotides. RefSeq names its product src-related kinase lacking C-terminal regulatory tyrosine and N-terminal myristylation sites (gene SRMS). Gene Ontology annotation, biological process: protein phosphorylation. The record is from RefSeq and is a predicted model, not a curated record. Gene Ontology annotation, molecular function: protein binding; protein tyrosine kinase activity; ATP binding. The coding region runs from base 123 to 1625 and encodes 500 amino acids. NCBI's taxonomy places the organism in Eukaryota, Metazoa, Chordata, Amphibia, Anura, Myobatrachidae. The transcript is spliced from 8 exons.
GAACAGAAAAUAACUGCACUGAUAGAAGUCAGGGAGCAGCAGAAGGCAGUCACAAUGUACAGCAUGCUCGCAGACAGGUGAUCAGUACCCGGCAGGUAAGGCUUGCACUGACCUUAACAAGAAUGGAGGCCUUUUUUAGGGAGUACCUGAGCUGGAUAGGGUGCCUGUGGGACAAAAUCUGGCCUCCUUCUCAGUCAAGCAGGCAACCAACUGUGUCCACUAUACACCAUCCUGCAUCUGUCAGUCUGCCAAGUAUCGACAUAGUGACUGUUCUCUAUGACUUCAAUGCCAGAGACAUAAACGAAUUGAGUGUGCAAGAAGGAGAGGAACUUUGCAAAGUCAGAGACGAUGGAGAUUAUAUCAUGGCAAGGAAAAUGACAGGAACCAUGGAUAUGGGGCUCGUUCCGGCAAACUAUGUGGCUCUAUCAAGUUUCUCCGCCAGUCCCGCAAUCUCCACCAUUUCCAGCCUUCUAGUCAGUGACAGUCUUCAAAACCAUUACAUUAUGCACCAUGAGCCCUGGUACACAGAAGUUUCUAGUCGUUAUGAAGCAGAGAGACUGCUACUGCUUCCACCCAAUGCCAGUGGUUCUUACCUGAUCCGUCCCAGUGAUACCAACCCAGGACAAUAUUCAUUAUCAGUGCGCAUUGAAAAUAAAGUCACCCAUUUCCGCAUCCAGGAAAACUCAAAGGGAGAAUUUUACCUACAGAAUGGGAGAAGUUUCCCCACCAUCCAGGAUCUUCUCACUUUCCAUAAAACAAACUGGAAGCUCCUUAAGGGCCCAUUGCUGCAGCCUUGUGUGACAGAGGUUGCAGUUGACAACUGGGAGAGACCACGUUCGGAGUUCAAGAUGAUUAGAAAGUUAGGGCAAGGAUUUUUUGGAGAAGUAUUUGAAGGCAUCUGGAAUGAUCAGCAAAAUGUGGCAAUAAAAACCUUUAAACAAGAUAGCCUUGAGAAGAGUGACUUUGAGAAAGAAAUUACAGCACUGAAGAGUCUGUGUCACAGGAACCUCAUCCAGCUGCUGGCUGUGUGCUCAAUUGGAGAACCUGUCUAUAUCGUUACUGAGCUGAUGAUCAAGGGAAACUUAAAUAGCUACUUAAAAAGUGUUGAAGGGAGUGGACUGAAAAGUAAUGAUUUUAAUAACAUAAUUGGUCAAGUGGCAGAUGGUAUGGAGUAUCUGGAAAAGAAGCAUGUGGUCCAUAGGGAUCUGGCCACGCGAAAUGUACUGGUGGGAGAAAACCUUAUCUGUAAGAUUGCUGAUUUUGGAUUGGCCCGAUUGCUUAAGGAUGAUCUUUAUUCUCCAGAGCAUAAUCAACAGAUCCCUAUAAGAUGGACAGCACCAGAAGCUUUAACGCACUGUAAAUAUUCAACAAAAUCGGAUGUGUGGUCUUUUGGCAUUGUAAUUUAUGAAGUUUACACAUUUGGUGAAUUACCAUAUAAAGGAAUGAGUCACAAGGAAAUCAUUUCUAAAGUAACAAACGAAGGCUACAGGCUAUCUCAGCCUUCUAACUGCAGUAUGGAAAUGUACAACUUGAUGCUGACGUGCUGGAUGACGAAACCCAAUGAGCGACCAAGUUUCCAGGAGCUAGUGGAGAAACUAACAGCUAUUCAGAGGUUGGUUCGAUGAAGUAUAGUCCUGUUCCCAGGCUUCCGGUCCAUGAUCAGGAUUACAUUUGUAGAAGAUAUUGUUUCUAAUGUACUAUGUAGACUUUAACAAAAGAAAAGGAUGGAUGAACCAUUUCAUUGAAGGAAGUUUACAUCAUCGUGGACACAGAGAGUAAAGUGUUGGAGGCAACAGCGAGCAGCAGCCAUGUUGUCCAGAGCUAAAAUAAAUAUCUGUUCUGAGAACAUUUUCAAACAAGUGAUUCAGAGACUGUGAUUGGUUUUGCUUAUAUAAGGAUGGUUCAGUUCAGAAUCCACACUACAUCAUCUCACAAAGGAUCUGAACACAAGCAAAUGGGACAUCUGUUUUGUGCUGAAAACUUGGAUGUUCUGCAGAUGUUUAUAAAGAAAUUAGUGGAGUGAAUAUUCUUACUGAAGCUAAUAAUACAUCUGUCAAAUAUAAUGGGAGUCAUUGCUGAAAUUCCAUAGAUGAAGUUCAUCAUCUUGGAGUACCAUGCAUGCAUUAAAGAAAUAAGCUGUAUAAAGCCUCAUGUAAAAAUAUAGGAUGCCUACAGUAUAUGCCAGGGGGUAAAGCCAUCUCAGGGUGCACCCAGUUCUGCACUAGCAGCCUAUAAACCAGGCUUAUGUUAGCUGUAGUUACACCCUGAUGCACUUACACCCAGGUCUUAAGCACAAGAGAAGUUUUUUUCAAUAUUUAUUUUUAUAGCACAAAAUGCAUUCACUAGUAGGAAUGCUUCAACUAAACAUAAAUAAACUCACAAAAUCAUAUAUAUGUACCCUCAGUGAAGAAAGCACCUACCAGCUUCACUAGUGAAUCCACAGUCAUCCAAUCAGAAGUGGCUAGCUAGGGCAUCAUCAUUGGCAUUCAUUUGUACGGCCCAUGGCCAUGUUUUGUACAAAUUUGUUUUCUCUGAAAUGUGCCAGUCAACAAAAAUAAUUAAACAGAUCAUUUUUUA